AUAAAACCACAUAAAAAUUCAGGUCACUCUUGUUUACUUUCACUAUAGAAUAAACGCAGAAAGAUGAAGAGUUAUUAUUUUUAGUCAUUUUUUUACAUCUUCCAUACAAAGUGAUCUAGGAUAAUUUAUUUACUGGCAUUACUAACGAUAAAGCUGAUUCAGUGUACAGUGAUAGACAUUGACUAUUUCAUACUUGAGUUUUACGUUAAUGGUAGUACGGCUCAGCUCCUCAGCUUGCAGUUUGUUGUAGUUCAUAAUUAUUGCAAUUUGCAAUGCAAUAAUAUAAAAUAAAAUUGCGUCAAGCAGUUGCAGAUACACAAUACCUUAUCACUACUUCAGUUUAGUAAUCAUUCUGCCUUCCUUCCUUCACUUUUGUGAUAUAAUGUAAUCGACCAAUUGAUGAAUCAACAAGGAUGAUAAAAUUUGUUCCGUGUUCCUUGUUAAUUAUUAAUUAAUCGAACGUUAAAAUACUGCGUCCAUAUAAUAAAUAAUGACUUGGCUGAGGGAUUGACAAUCAACCACGUGAGGUUCUUCUUAGUGAAAUAUACAUAAAACAUCAAGUAAACAUAGGUUAAUUGAGGCUGGAAGUGAUGUCACAUGAGAACAGUCCCAGUUUUUCGGAGGAGGAGGAGGAGGAAGUCUACGAGUCAAAUCGAAAUCCAGCUGGGGACAUUUCCGGAACGCUGAGCAAGUGGACCAACUACAUUCACGGCUGGCAGGACAGAUUUAUCGUCCUCAAGGACGGAACCCUCUCCUAUUACAAGUGCGAGUCCGAACUCACUUUUGGCUGCAGGGGGGCGAUUUCUAUUCACAAAGCCGCAAUCAAGCCUCAUGAAUUCGACGAACUCAGAUUUGAUGUCUCAGUUAACGAUUGUAUGUGGUAUUUAAGAUGUGUAACCUCAGAAGACAAAACGAGAUGGGUUGAAGGUUUGGAGCGAUACAAGCAAGAGUCAGGAUAUGGAAGUCAAACUAGCUUAAAACGGCACGGAAGCGCAGUAUCAAUCUCGUCCACUACAUUGUCGACCACGUCGGCCUCGAGCGUUUUGAAAGAUCGAGGAUUGAAAGUCAAAGUGGCUGAAUUGGAGACUUAUCGGGAUAUUUUAAUCCAGCAAAUUGACACACUUCAGAAAUAUUUUGACGUGUGUUCCCUGGGGUCUGUUCCCCAGGAGGAUUCCACUACGUUUCCAGCACUCUUUUCGGAUGACCUCGAUACACCGACUCCAACAGCUCCAGAGAACGACAAUCCGUUUUUUAAUUCCGUCAAGUCAGAUAAAAAACUCUCUGAAGCUUGUUCACACACAGGAUUACGUAUAGUAGACUUUCGAGGGGAAGCCCUAACAUUUAAGGCAACCACAUCAGCAAUAUUGUCGUCAUUGUCAAAUUGCAUUGAUAUCAUGUCUCAACGCGAAGAAGUAUGGAGAAAAAGGACUACGAAAGAAAUCGAAAAAAGGAAGAAAUUAGAAGAGUAUUUUAAACAAGCAUUAAAGGAAGCAAAGGAAUCUAAGAAAACCGUGGUAAUGGGAGGACCUGACUGCGAGGAGGGUCCUCACAGCGCACUCAAAGAAGAUGAGUUUUAUGAUGCGGUCGAACUAGGUUUGGAACGGUUGGAAGCUGAACAAGACUUUAGAGACAGACUAAAAUCCAUUGCUCCCAUAAGUGCUCCCGAGUCCGAAGCUCGAAUGCAUCCAUUAUGGCCAGAGAUUGAACGAGUUUCUCUUGAGCAGUUACACUAUGCAAGACUUGGUGUAGGGGAAGGGGCAUGGGAAUUAUUUGCAGAGGAUGGAGAAAUGAGGAUGUACAGAAGGGAAGAAGAACUCAACGGAAAUGUCGUAGAUCCCCUGAAAGCGGUUCACACCGUGAGAGGAGUCACUGGUCAUGAAAUGUGCCAUUACUUUUUUGACCCUGACGUACGGUUAGAGUGGGAAACUACGGUUGAACAAGUUACCGUUUUAGAAAAUAUUUCGGACGACACAAAAGUAUUCUUGCAAAUCCAUAAAAGAAUUUGGCCUUCAACUCAACGGGAUUCUUUAUUUUGGUCACACAAACGCCAUGUACCUGAUCCUCAGGAUCCAGAUGCACAAAAAAUCUGGAUCGUAUGCAACCAUUCCACGGAGCAUGUAAAUGCACCGGAGAGUACCAAUGGAAAAUUUAUUCGCGUGUUCCUUACUGUAAUAAUGGUGUGUCAAACAGUGGUUAAUCCUCCCAUGGAUGCAUCCAAAAUUACUAGGGACAAUCUUCAAUGCAAGAUUACCUACUGUUCUGUGGUAAAUCCAAAUGGUUGGGCACCACCGUCUGUUUUACGUGCCGUUUAUAAAAGGGAAUAUCCAAGAUUCUUGAAAAAAUUCACAAAAUACGUAAUCGACCGUUGUAAGGACAAGCCCAUCAUGUUUUAGGAUGCCCGGCCGUCAAUAAAAAAACCGAUGAUCGUCAGCCCAAUAUCAUAAAAUAAUGAAGGACAUAUUUAAACUAUAUUCCAAAUUCUACGUUCCGCAUUGUAGUUUUAUUGUUCUAAUACAAUAUAUAUGUAUGUAUUAUUGCUAUCUAAUAAUUAUAUUAAUUUCUAUUAUAUUUCUGAUAUGCCGAAAAUCGUAAACUGGUAAACGUUUCAUCGAAUUGAGCGAUCGAUCACACAUUUUAGUGACCUCGUGUUAUGUACAUUUAUUUUUUCCGCAUCUUCGUGUCAUAAAUAUCUAAUAACUUUCGAAAUUAGAAUGUACGAUUUUUUAAGCAUAUUGAAAUUUACUGUCAGCCACUGUAAACUCAACUUUCGAGAUGAGUUUUGACUGACGAAAUGUUACACAUUAAUUAUAAUUAUCCUUGUUCUAAGUCAUGUAUGUAACAUAUUACCAUUCAUACUAUUAUAGUGAGCUCUGCGUGGAAAUUUGUUAUUCUUAUUUAAAUCUAAAAUAAAAUAUACACAUGUUGCUUCCAACCUGAUGCUGCAUUAUUUUCUGGUGGCGGUGACUUAAAUUGCUAAUUAUUUGACUAUGAGUGGACUGCUUUGAAACUUAUAUUUUAAAUCAGUGAAUAAACAAACGGCUAAAUUGUG
This is a messenger RNA of Folsomia candida, 3049 nucleotides long. RefSeq names its product ceramide transfer protein. The coding region runs from base 591 to 2393 and encodes 600 amino acids. Lineage: Eukaryota; Metazoa; Arthropoda; Collembola; Entomobryomorpha; Isotomidae. Gene Ontology annotation, molecular function: phosphatidylinositol-4-phosphate binding. The record is from RefSeq and is a predicted model, not a curated record. Gene Ontology annotation, biological process: ER to Golgi ceramide transport. Gene Ontology annotation, cellular component: Golgi apparatus. The transcript is spliced from 13 exons.